Molecule: messenger RNA, 369 nt
Organism: Funneliformis mosseae
Lineage: Eukaryota; Fungi; Glomeromycota; Glomeromycetes; Glomerales; Glomeraceae
Source: the annotation of a GenBank genome assembly
AUGUCGAAAAAAGAGCUUACCAAGCCGACCGUAAAUUGGGCUGAAGUAGAUAAGUGGAUAGCUGAAGGAAAACCAUUUGAAGAACACGACGAAAUCUUAUUGUUUUUAAACCAAGAGAAGAAAUCUGAAAAUGACCUUAACACAGUACCAAAUGGCAAGUUUACUAAUUUAUCCGGACGAUAUAAACUGACAGAAGCAGAAACCAACACUUCUAACGAUAGUGCCAAGAAGACCGAUAGAAAGACCAGGAAAGAAAGCCAUCUUACAUCUACCACAAAAAGAACCAAAACCCCCGUUAGUAACGACAGUAAACAUUGUAGUGAAGCUCCUGGACCAAGACAUGUUUCCGAUCCUCUCAGGCUACACUAA